CCCUCUUCUUCAUUUUUUCUGUAAAGGGGGGCUGAUUUAUUGGAAAAUAACCUAGUUCAGCCCACUAACUGCAUGCUGCAUGUUGGGCAGAUUCUAAAAAAAAACUCAAUGCAAAAAAAGCUGAUGACGGAGAAUUAUCUCCAUCCGAUGGCUAUUUUCUCUGCUUAUUGCAUAGUAAUGAGCUUCUGACAGGCGCGACCUUUCAUAAGACAGCCCACAUUAUUGGCUUUCUGCCCAGAAUAUUGCUGCAACAUUAUCUGUGAUUGGUUAUCUUCCUAUCAUGCAUUGCUUCACAAGGGAAGCUGCUCCUUUUUUUUAAUAAAUCUACGAUGGCUGGCUGCAAUAUGCUACUCUGUUGGUACUAAGAAGUGCCUUUCCUGACGUCGCUGCUGCUUGGACCCGCUUGUAGAGCAGUUUCUGCUUUUUUGCCUUGCUUGCUGCCAGCUACACUGCAUCAAGAGCCCAGCCAGCCACCCUCUGCAUCUAGACAGCCCCCCCAAUUCUGUUCUUAAUCAAGAGAAAUCCUCGUGCAUAAGGCAUAAGCUUAUACUGUUCUGUAGUCACAAAAAAAAAAAGAAUACAAACUAAGGUAUCUGCUUAUAUAAGACGAAGUCAAGGACAGACAGACACAGGGGAUAGAGAAAGAGGGAGAGCAAACCUCUAUUAUUAUCCGACAGUGCUGCAUCUAUAUAUUUCAAGCUGAUCAAUACCAAUCACACCGCAGAACCCAACCGAAUUGCCACUUCAGCUGUGUGGAGAUUACCUUUCAGAAAAACUUUUACUGAGAGCAGUUUGGAGAAUUUAUGCCGGCGCAGGGGCUGCCACGUUUUCAUGCUCGCAAUUUGGGCUGAAUAUCGGAACUCCAAAUGGGUAACUGAGAGUACAGAGAAGUUCCAGGCCUCCGCACUCACCAACGAAUGAUCUUCUUCACAUUACAGAGCACGUAAUCCUUAUUAUUUAUAAGCUUGUUGGUGGAAAAAGAAUCGGGACCUCUGUAUGCAGAUACAGACAGCACAGAUUUACCAUUUAAAAACUACCAGGAAAAAAAAAAACAGAGGACAACUGGAGUUUGGCUUGAUCUCGCCUCCUUCUACGACUUUUCUUUUCUUUUUUGUUUUUUUAUAAAAACUACUCAUAAGUUUUGAGUAUGGCUGUUAGCGUGGCACCGAUUCGGGACACGAAAUGGCUCACCUUGGAAGUGUGUCGGGAGUUCCAGAGAGGGACUUGCUCACGGCCAGACACAGAAUGUAAAUUUGCACAUCCGUCAAAAAGUUGCCAAGUUGAAAAUGGACGCGUAAUCGCCUGCUUUGACUCAUUGAAAGGUCGCUGUUCACGAGAGAAUUGUAAAUAUCUCCAUCCGCCACCACACUUAAAAACACAGUUAGAGAUAAAUGGAAGGAAUAACCUGAUUCAGCAAAAGAACAUGGCCAUGCUGGCCCAGCAAAUGCAGUUAGCCAAUGCAAUGAUUCCUGGUACUCAGCUCCAACCUAUGCCAAUGUUCUCAGUCACACCAAGCCUAGCCACCAAUGCAACAGCAGCCUUUAAUCCAUACCUGGGGCCGGUAUCACCGGGCCUUGUACAAGCUGAAAUCCUUCCUUCGGGACCAAUGCUUGUUGCUGGAAACCCUGGAGUUGCAGUGCAGUCAGCUGCCGCACAGAAGUUGAUGAGAACCGACAGAUUGGAGGCCAGCUACAAUCAGGCAGCUGCACUACGAGCUUCCCCACGUUGCCCAACCAAUGACCUCAACCCUGAUCUGGAGGGAGCACCCUCUUUAUGGGUGAGAGGUAAUUCAGUCUCCAUGCCAGCUCAAUCCUGGAGCUCUCCAGAGCAGAGACUGCCAGUUGUGCCAAAUUAUGUGUGGUGGUUUUAUGAUGUGGACGCCUGCCCUCUGGGAAGUGAGCUGAGACCAGCAAACUCAUUUCACUUAGGACAUCAAGCUGGACUUGACCCCCGGUCUCAGAAGAGAAAGGUAUGUCGAGAAUACCAACGUGGCAACUGUAACAGGGGAGAGAAUGAAUGCAGGUUUGCCCACCCAGCUGAGAGUGCAAUGAUCGACACCAAUGAUAACACCGUCACUGUGUGCAUGGAUUAUAUUAAAGGAAGAUGUUCACGGGAAAAGUGCAAAUACUUUCACCCCCCUGCACAUUUGCAAGCCAAGAUAAAGGCUGCACAAUACCAGGUCAACCAGGCUGCCGCUGCUCAGGCAGCAGCAACCGCAGCAGCCAUGACUCAGUCGGCUGUCAAAUCACUGAAGCGAUCCCUCGAGGCAACCUUUGACCUGGGAAUUCCUCAAACAGUACUUCCCCCAUUACCAAAGAGGCCUGCACUUGAAAAAACCAAUGGUGCCACCGGAAUGUUUAACACAGGUUUUUUCCAGUACCAACAGGCUCUUGCCAACAUGCAGCUCCAGCAGCAGGCGGCCUUUUUCCCACCAGGCUCAAUUUUGUGCAUGACACCCACUGCAAGUAUUGUUCCCAUGAUGCACGGUACAGCGCCGGCUACUGUGUCUGCAGCAGCAACAUCUGCCACAAGUGUUCCCUUCGCUGCAACAGCCACAGCCAACCAGAUACCCAUAAUAUCUGCAGAUCAUCUGAGUAGUCACAAGUAUGUUACACAGCUCUAGAGGUCAUGACCUGAUGCAAUUAUGCUAAGGAAACAAGGAACUUGAAGAAAGUACAGGCCAAGGCCAUUAGCCAUAGUAUGCAUACAGUACAAAGAAACACAGCAUUGCCCACAGUGACACAUGUUCAUCUUGCAUGAUGAGUGAUGCCAAGAUCAAUAUGGAUCCCAUUACACACAUUACAGUCUAUGAUUUGUACAUUUUUUUUUCUUGAUAUUUGUGCUAAAGUGGAAUUUUGUUUUUAAUUCUAAUACAACAUAUCCUGUAUUUUCUCACAGUGGUUUGCAUUCAUGCAUCUCUUUGCAGAGGUGUAGCAAGACUUUCCUUUACUUGGGGGCAAAGAUUACAAUUUACACCCUAGACCUCUAUCUAAAUAUUUUGGACAAGCAGAGUGGCUUGUUGACACUCUCCUGGCACUAAGCUACAGGGCACGUCCCCCACCACCACACCCUUUAAGCUACACAUCUGUCUCUUAGUACUUGUCACUUGUGCAUCUGAUGUAUGUUUUGCUUUCCAAAUUGAAAAUUCAGACUAUGUUGUACUUGGUAAUCUACAACGUAUUGGUACGUCUUUAGACCAAGAUUAUUAUUUGUAAUGUUUUUUUUUUUUUUUUUCAAGGUUUACAAAAUAACAAAAGGUGCACCUUGUCUAAAUUGCCUUUGUAGCUGGGAGUAUGCAUGCCAGCUAGUUUUAUAAGGAUGAUGUUUUCCUGUUCUAGAUUGUAGGAGGUGACAAGAGGUCUGACACAGAUGAAUGUGCCAAGCAAACCACAGCUGUGUAUGUUUUAAAGCACAUUAAGGCUUUAAGUAUGGUAUUAUUUGUGCCCAUGAAGUGCCAUUGACUGUACAUCAUUAUAGAGUAUUACUUUAACAGUGUUAUUUUUUUGUAUGCAGAAAAACCAUAUUGUCUAUGUUACAAUGGAUCAGUCAUAGGCACUAUUCGAUUUCCAUAGCCAAAGCUCUCAUAGAAAUGAGUUUACCUGAACCAAACAUGGGAAGUUGACAUCAUAGAAAUGCCAUCAUUUUAUGUGGUUUUAAACAAGCGCGCCAGAGAAAACAAAAGAUGCCAUAGUGGGUGGACUGGUAUUGUGCUAUGCACGAUUGUUCACACAGAUAUGUUGCCUUCAAAAUGCAGCUCACGGCAGUUUAUGUAAAAAGAAAACAGAGCAUAGCUUUUAAGAAAUCCUUAUUGUUUGCGACAGUAAGGGGAAGUCUUAGGGAAUAUUAUGAUACCGGCAUCCUGGAACGGGUCAAUUUAGUUCAAGCAACUGAAUAAAAUGUACUAUUAAAUUAAUUUUCUGGAAAAUAACAUUAAUAGGCUGUCCCUAGGAUAGACAUUUAAUGUGCUAAGUGUGGGUGUCCAGCCAAAGCCCCUUUGUUCCACUGAUUGUUUGGAGGCCCAAGGCAAAAGUCUCCCAAUCACAGACAGAUAACCGACUGUAAAACUAUUGUUAUAUCCCUACAAAACCUGAUCAUUACACAGAUAGAUGAGACUUCAUUCGCUCUACAUUUUUUACAGUAUACUAGGAAACAUGAUAGAAUUAAGCACAUAUACUUCAGUUAUUAGAAGCACCUUUAGGGAUAAUGCAAUAAUAUUUCAUAGCAGUCAGACCCACUGCAACAAUGGAGAACAACAAGGGUGUUAUCCAAUGACCUGUGUCUGCUUCUCCGUAGGCAGGAUACAUACUGUCAUUACUGGUUGCCUGCUUUCUGCUGAAUGACACACAGGCAAAACAAAUGGAAUCUAAAUUCUCCAUUGCUGUCCAUCUUUGUUUACCUGAUUGCUCCUAUUUAUAAAGAAACCAAUUGUGGUGGCACUAUUGUAUUUAAAGGGGUAUUCCCAUGUUAGAAUGUUAUGGCAUAUUAGUUUCAAACCUCCAUUGUUCCUGAGAAUAAAGGCAAGAUCCCUUAAAGCAUAACUGUAAAGUUAGAUAAAAAUGAUUAUAGUGCAGCAAUGUGCACAAUUAUCAUUUUUUUUUAUUACCUUCAUCUCCAAUUCAACUUGUAAAAGGCUGUCUGGAGUGGACACUUAUAACUAUACAUUAGAUUAUAGAACAUCCUGCUCUGCCUCCACAUUAGCUGUAGCCAGCAUGAGAACCAGCAUCAUAGAAGUCGCUGGAUACUGGGUUUUGUGUGCUGGACAGGUAUGCUAUGUAGACAGAAUAAUAUGCUCUGUUUCAUAAUGCGUAGUUAUGAGAGGCCAGGAACAUGGACACUGGCUGCUCUGUAUAACCAUUUACAAGUUAAAUUGGAAAUUGGAGUAAUUAAAAAAGUUCCUAUUGUGCACAUUGCUGCACUAUAAUCAUGUUUAUUCUAACUUUAUAGUUAUGCUUUUAGCUUACUCCCUGCUUAGUGGGACUACCUUACAAAUGCUAUGUAGGCAAUUGGAACAAGGAUCUAUUCAAGUGAAUCUGUCCUGUGUUUUAGUUUCCUUGUACACUGAGUGAAUGAGACUAUGAUUUGUCAGGAAAUGGCAACUGUGAAGAGGUCACAUUGCUCAACUAUUGCUGUUUCCCCUUCUGAAGAUUGGUCUUGGUCUCAACACUCUGUGCAUUACCAUGUGCAUUAUCAUAAUUAGUUUACCUAAUCAUAAUCUCUAUGCUUAAUGUUCCAGUUUGCACUUUUUACAUAAAGACAAGAAUCUAUUCCAUGCCAAUAAAUGUAAGUCUUUUGAAUAAAAUACAAAAUGGACCCUUGUAAAACAAUAAAAGGAACCAGUGUAAAGAUAUAGAUGAUAGAUUUAGGAACAAUUAUUGCUGUGUAAAAUAUAAUAUGUAUAUGGAGAUCAUACAGAGAUUUGUCACCAAAUGCACUUACUCUAUUAUUAAAUGCUGCUACUCCCAGCUCCUCCAACCAAUUAAUUUAGGGCUGUACUGUAUAUAUGUACCGAAACUGAAAAUAUAAUAUUGUGGAGUAUUCAUUAAAGAAUACUAGUAUCUUACACCUAGUAUGUACAUUACAUAUGGUAUGCACUAACCAGAAUAUAGAGAAACAUUUAGAACUUUUAUGAUUGUAUGUAAAUAUAGAGUCAUAUAUAAUAUUUAGAUAUAUACAUUACUAUAGAGUUAAAUUGUAUUUAAAUGUAACCUUACCUGAAAGACUGGUCACUUGUAUACAUUCAACGAUGGGCGAUUUCUGUGAUGUCAGAAUACAAGCUAAUACAGCAGUGGUAUUCUAGUGAGGUUCAGUAAAAGUUUAGUAAACUCAUGGCCAAUUUUACCCUUUAGAAAAAAAUAAAUAAUUACCUUUCUUAGAAUGUGUGCAUUUUUUCAGAUUUAAUGUGUAAUAUUUAAAAUUUUUAUAUGUGAAUGAACUUUGCAUUUUGUUUGUGGAUACACGUGCAAUGCAUUGGCUGGUUCAGUGGCCCUUAAUUAUAGGGUUAAGGCUUCUUUCACACUGACGUUUGUGCCCGUCAUGUUACCAGCCGUUAGGAAGAUAGCGAGAGAACAAUUUGUGCAUGACACGUCUUUUUCUCCCGCUAUCUUCGGCCGCAAUAACGGGAGUUCUAACAGACAUUAAAGGAAUCCCAUUCAAGUGAAUGGGAUCCACUUUGCCCAUUAUAACUGUCGUUAGGCUCCGUUACAAUAACGGACAUUAAUGGCAGACAAAGUAGGAAAAAAAGCCACAUGCAACAGGACAUAGGGGUUGUAGCUACAGAUACAGGACUGUAUAGUUACAUAUAGCGCCUCUAAGGACAUAAGAUAAAACAUAUUAAAUAUAGUAUAGUGAUCAUAGACAAAACACCGUAGUUAAAAUGAGUGUGAAAGUUAUAAUACACUUGUUGGAUUAAUAGGAUACAGUUGAGCAUAUAUUCUGAAGUAUAUCCUGAAAAAUAUAGCCUGAAAGUGAACAGACCCUAACAACUGAUACCUUUGAGUAGAAUUGAUCUCAUAUAUCUCCUGGAUAUAAACCUUAAUAUAUCCGAUUCAAGGGCUUUGCACCCCAUGUGGACAGUGGCCUUGGAAAACUGUCGUAAAGCCCAAAUAGUAGGUCUAUACCAUAGAAUUUGAGUAUGCAUUCCUUUUCCAUGAUCCAGUCUAUGCAUUGCAUUGCCUCCCAGCAAAACCAAUAUAUUUUAACCUUGACAAUGUUUUUCUCUUAUCAAAAUAUUUAAUGUAGUCUAUUAAAGUAUUCCAUGAACUGUUCAUUCAUUUCAUCCUAUUACUGAGAACCUGCACAUGGGAUAUCUUUGCAUACAGAUCUGGCUGCAGGACCCUCACAGAUACUUAUGAUGGAGAUACAUGAUAUAACAAUCACUUUAGGACAUGAUUAUAUAUAGGACUGGAGAAGAAAUGAUUGUACUGUGCAUCUUUUAAAGCCUUAGAUUACAUUAUGGGUUAUAACCCAAACCAAUGUAAUUUCAGUUGUGUUAAGAAAGUUUAAGUGACUUUGCAUUUUAUGAUAAUUAUUACUUACAUCAUUGAAUAGAACUUUUUUUUCUUGUUUAAUUGUAAUUUUUUAUUUCAUACAUUUAUUAGAAUGUUUUCAUUUUUAUUGAAAGUUACAUACUGUUUAGUUUGUAGUUUUUUUUCUGUUGACAGGUUUUACUGAAAACUUUUUCAAAAUACAAAAAAAAAGAAUAAAAAUUAGUUUUCUUUUCUUCAUACCAUACUAAGUUCUGAAUUUACAUGUAUUGUCAUAUAAGUGUUUGUAUUAUUGUUAACAAAAUGAUUUCUAUUUUACUGACUUAAUAUUACAAUGUAAGAAUAUCAGUCAUUGUUAGUUUUCACUAAGAGAACAAAGACCUUUUGUAUGGAUAUCUUCUAUUAUGUAAUCAUUAAAAGCAAGGUGUUAUGUUGUUGCUGCGGCAACAAUCCUGGCAGACAAUUAAGUAAUAUUUUGAUGAGUUAUUUUGUUUGUAAUUAGUUAUGAAAAUAUAGAUCCUAGUUAUUAGAGUAUAACUUUAUUUUCUACUGUAUCCAUUUCAAAUGUUAAGAUAUUGUUUGAAUAUUUUUGGAAAUCCCUGAAUAUCAGGCCUUGUUAUAAAUAAGCUGCAUAAUCAAUAAAUCAAGGGACUUUUUUUUUUUUGUUGAUAAUCCAAAUAUUCAAAGUUUACGUAGCGAGUAAGAGUGUGCAAACUCUUGAGGGUGGAUUAUGCUGCAAUUUUGCAUGUCGGAAAGGAUAGGGAGAAGUUGACUUUUUGCACUUCUGUAUAUAGUCAAAAAAGAGAGAAACAUGUAUUAUAGUAAGAUCUUAUUUUGGAUAAAAAUGUCUAUAAUUACAAGGAGUUUUGUUAAAGCUUAUAAAAUGACAGGCUAAACAAAAUUGCUUGCAAAGUGGCACAGAGUUAGCACUCCAUAGCCCCCUAAAAAGGUUGCUUUGCUUUGUGUAAACAGCUUGUAGUUUGCCAGGAUUUUUUUUAGCUGGACAGAUUUACCAUUAUUCAGACAUCAUACAACUUAAAGAUAUAGACCCACUGGUCCAUGUCUGCCUGAGCAGCAUCACACAAGCAGCGCAGAUACUUCAACCAAUGGAAGGUAGUCAUGGAUCAAGUAAUCCCAUACAUUACUCGAACAAACAACUGCAUGUUUAAAAAUAUCACAGUCAAUGAACUAUAUUAAGGGUAUAUAACUAUUCAAUUCAAUUUCUGACAGUUCUGUAGUUUAUCGUUCACAAGAGAAAAAUUAAAAAAAAACUUUUUCACACACCUUAAAGUGCACCUGUCACCUAGACAUAGGGGGUAAAGAUAUUUUAUGGACUGAGAUUGAGUCACCUCAAUCUUUUUUUUUUUUAUUGGUUGAGCAUAAAUUGUUAUUGACAGAGCAUAAAAUUGAUGAGCUCCAUGCAAAUUUCCGAUGGUUGAUCAUGACAUCACAUGGUGCCAAAAUAGGGGUCUCUGAGACUCAUUUGUUGGAUUUUCUAGAAUGCUACUCAUUUUUCAUUGAAGUGGUUAUUUGGGCUUUUAAAACUGAAAGCAUAAAAGGGUAUUCCGGCCGUUAUACAUCUUAUCCCCUAUCCAAAGGAUAGGGGACAAGAUGUAUGAUCGUGGGGGUCCCGCCGCUGGGGACCCCCGCAAUCUGCCAUUGCACACCCACCUUUGUGAGCUCUCUGCAGCCCUGGAGGCUCCCAGUGUGUAGAGUGACGACCAUAGGGCCGAAGUAUUGUGACGUUAUGGAUCCACCCUCAUGUGAUUUCACUUCCCGCCCCCUCAAUGCAAGUCUGUGGGUGGAGGCGUGAUGGUCGUCACACCACCCCCCGCAAUCAUACAUCUUGGCGGGACUCCCACGAUCAUACACCAGGCAUAAGAUGUAUUAGGGCCAGAGUACCCUAUUAACCUCAAAAUAGGCCAUCAAUAUUAGACUCAUCUACUUGCCAUUCAGUUGUUUGAAAAGGACUCUGCAGCCUCAUAUAUUCAUAUUUGGACAUACCAUGGUUUUUGUAGCACCUAUUCUAAGUAUUGGAGAUGUGUCCCAUUCGCUUGGAUAUGAUACAGCUUUAAUACCUACAGUUUCACAGAAACUACAAAAAGUAUGAGGUUUACUAGUACAAGAACAUGUAAAAAUGUAGAGGCUGCAGUACUUGCUCGAGCAUAGCAGCCUUUUAAAGGGGUUUUCUGGGCUAAUAUGAUCAAUGGCCUAUCUUUAGGGAUACCCAACACCCCAGCUGAUCAGCAGUUUGGGGCCAGAAGCAGUUGACCUCUUUCACAGAGUAGUGCUAGUGCUGCAUUACUGAAUCUGAUCUCUCAUUGACUUGAAGGGAAGCUCAGCUGCAGUUACGAGGAGCCAUCACUGGACUGUGAAUGGAGCCACCUGCCCUAUUCACUGUGUAUUGCGGCCGCCAAACAGCCAGGAUUUCAGUAUAUGCAGUGGAAUAGUGAUUGAUGGUAUAUCCUGAGAAUAGACCAUUAAUUCUACUAUGGUGGUAAACCCCUUUAAAACAGCUUAUCGGCAGGGAUGCUGAGAGACAAACCGCAAAAGAUCUAGUAUUCUGAGGAUAGGCUAUCAGUUUUCAAAGCCUAGAUAAUCAGUUCAAACUCUUAUUAAAUCUUAAAGGGGCUUUGCCAUCAGACAAUAUCAUUUUUUUUUUUUUUUUAUAUAGCCCCUAUGGCGAUUAGCUGAUCAGCAAAUGCAGCAGCUGAAAGCCUUGACAAUAACAUGUUUUUUGCAGUGACUUCUUCAGAGGAAACACUGUUUUCCAUGUAGCUUAUUUAGUUAAAUGAGUCACCAUGCAAUAUAUAUUGUAUGUAUUGUAAAUCCUCCACAGCAGGAGCCACUUUGUAGAGGCUUUCCAUUCAAGCUUAUGGAGAAGGUAAGAGCCUAAGAGAACUUCCUCCUAGUACAAAAUAUGGAAAGGUUUUGUCCGAAAGACUUUAACCCCUUUAAAACAUCAAUAAACCACAUUCUCAUAUUGGUUCAGUCCACAAAAUAGAAGCCUCCAUUGUGUUUCUGUGAAAUGUACACUUUAUAUUCAUUAGCAGGCAAAACAAACAGCGCACAUUAGCCGUAGUAGUAGUGUGAUUUUUAUUUUAUAAUUGCUUUAAUUUGUUCUUUUAGCAGAUGAUUUGUAUAUACGUAAAAAAUUGUACUCACCAAACAGUAUAUUGUUGUAAACCAAAGCUAAAAUUUAUUAUUGUUAUUAUAAUAAUUAUUGUUAUUAAUAUUAUUGGACCAUUUUUAUUACCCAGACGUCACACUGGCAAAAACCUAAGUUGCACUUAAAUUAAAUUGUUAGACUCUUCAUCUGCUAGAAGGACAGAUGUGCUUGAUUUUGCAGUUGUAUAACCACAGACUUACUUUUUGCUUGUAGUUGCUGAAACCUAUGUACUCUGUCUUCGGCUGCAGUUUUUUAUGGUUAUUUUAUUUUUACUGCUAAUAGUUGAUCAUGUUGUAUGAAAAUAAAGUGAAAUUGCCCUAAUAAAAUUAACCUUUAUGGAGUUGG
Hyla sarda is the source of this 10497-nucleotide messenger RNA. RefSeq names its product muscleblind like splicing regulator 1 (gene MBNL1). NCBI's taxonomy places the organism in Eukaryota, Metazoa, Chordata, Amphibia, Anura, Hylidae. Gene Ontology annotation, molecular function: metal ion binding. Bases 1148 to 2623 code for a protein of 491 amino acids. The transcript is spliced from 12 exons. The record is from RefSeq and is a predicted model, not a curated record.